AUCGGUAUGACCCCAAGCCCUGCACCAUGUACAAGCACCUCAAAAGCUGACGUCAUCUUUAUCCUGGACUUCCCCGAGAGUAUUGGCAUCAAGAACUGGCGGAAGCAGCUCCAGUUUGUGGCGGAUAUGACGAAACAGUUCACCAUCGGACCUGCAGCCCUCAGGUUUGGGGUUGUCAUCAACAACUUCAGCCCGCUCAAGUUAUUCGACCUCAACAGCUACACGCUGAGUUCCGAACAGGCGCUAGUCUCUACAAUGCUAAUGUCGUCACUGAAGUACACAGACAAGGCCUUAAACUUUGUCCAAACCCAGAAGAUGUUCAGCCCGAUUUCCGGGGGUCGGGAUUCGGCCCCAGACAUUGUUGUGUUGAUAACAGAGGGUACCUCGAACUCGGUUGGGAACACCAUCAGCGCCGCGAAGAACCUCAAGUCCAGCGGCGUGUCCAUCAUCACAGUGGGGGUGGGUGGUAAUCUUGCCGUGGACGUGCUUCAGACCUUGGCCAGCAGCCGCGCGGACGUCGUGGUGGCCUCCAGCUUCGACACGCUGGGCAGCGUCCAGAGGAAGCUGGUGGACCUCAUCUGUAGCAAAGCCAGCAAUUAAUAACAGCUGAAUUUGUUUUGAUCAACAGUUUUAAUGUUCACUAAAAAAAAAAGAUAAUAAAAUAUAAGAAAUUAUAUUAAAA
Physella acuta is the source of this 682-nucleotide messenger RNA. RefSeq names its product collagen alpha-1(XX) chain-like. Lineage: Eukaryota; Metazoa; Mollusca; Gastropoda; Physidae. The record is from RefSeq and is a predicted model, not a curated record.